This is a messenger RNA of Anarrhichthys ocellatus (wolf-eel), 1430 nucleotides long. RefSeq names its product lipoyl(octanoyl) transferase 2 (gene lipt2). Bases 402 to 1268 code for a protein of 288 amino acids. Gene Ontology annotation, molecular function: lipoyl(octanoyl) transferase activity. The transcript has 3 exons. NCBI's taxonomy places the organism in Eukaryota, Metazoa, Chordata, Actinopteri, Perciformes, Anarhichadidae. The record is from RefSeq and is a predicted model, not a curated record. Gene Ontology annotation, biological process: protein lipoylation.
GUUAAAUAAACACGUGAAGUGAGACAGGUUAAAUAACUCAAUAUUUAAUAUAUUUACCUGUAAACUUUAAAAUGAUGCAUUUCUCUGUGAAUUCAUUGAUGAAUUAAUUGAUCGUAAUAAACAGUAUUUAAGUAUUUUGAGAGAUGAUUCAUUAUUAGAAGUAAAAAUUAAACCAAAUAACAUGAAAACAAGUUGUGGAAAUUCCUAAAUAAAGUUAUUCAUUAAUCUAUUGGGUAUAUUGUGGCUCUUUUCACCAGUUAAACUGCAGAUAAUCAGUUAUAUUUAUAAUAUUAUAGGAUAUUGUAAUCCAUCUCUACCUACUGAAUACAUAAGAACCCUUUGAAGAGCCCCUCUGAGUCUAUUCACUACAUUGAAGGUUUGAUCUCAGAACAUUAAUUCGAAUGGAGUUGAAUCUCUUUCUGUUUUGGACCCUCAGUCCUCUAGCUGGUGACCUCGUGUCACUAAAAGCUCCUCAGGACCAUGAAAACCACGAUGACACACCUGACUUACCUGCUGCUUUGUGUGUUAAUGCCACUUCCAGUCCCGGUCUGCAGGUCUGGUUCAAGUCCUGGAUGCAGGGCGGCAGACCUACGGUGGAGGUGGUUCGUUUGGGCCUGGUCUCCUACCAGGAGGCUUUGAGGCUGCAGCAGGUCUACGUGAACCGGCACCGGUCCGGUCCGGCUCACGCUCUCCUGCUGUGUCAGCACCCUCCGGUCUACACCACCGGGAUCCGCCACAAACCCUACCCGGCCCCCCUGCUGGACCGCCUCCGCCUGCUGGGGGCCGACGUGCACCGCACCAACCGAGGAGGACUCAUCACCUUCCACGGACCGGGUCAGCUGGUCUGCUACCCGAUCCUCCACCUGGACAGCUUCAAGAAGAGCGUCCGCUGGUACGUCAGUGAACUGGAGAAAACCAUCAUCUCCGUCUGCAGCAGGUUUGGUAUCGACGCGUCCACGUCUCCUCACACCGGUGUCUGGGUCGGAGACAACAAGAUCUGUGCCGUCGGAAUCCACUGCGGUCGCUACGUCACGUCUCACGGCUUGGCUUUGAACUGUAACACCGACAUGUCGUGGUUCGGCCAUAUCGUGCCGUGCGGCAUCAUGGGUAAAGGAGUGACGUCACUGAGCGCCGAGCUGCAGAGAGACGUCUGCGUGGAGGAGACCGUCCCUCAGCUGCUGGACGCAUUCAGGGACCGGUUCCACUGUCUGCUGACGGACGGACAAACAGAUAAAACCGAGCGGGACGGCGGAGGAUCGUCACCGUAGAAACUGACUUUAUCUGAUUUACAUGAAAAAAGGCCUUAACCUUUGAAGUGUACAAACUACCUUUAAAACGCGCCUCUGAAUUCGUAGCUUUAAAUAUCUUUAAGAUACAGAUUUAACGUUGUCUUUUUACUUAUUAAAAAUACUUUGAAUUUGUACCAAAUC